AGGCAGUGGAGUAGUAGCUCCACCACACACAACCCAAAUAACUUCUCAUGCGUGUCGGUGUCCUCCAUCCUCCAAAAGUAAACAAGUCAUCAUCUCCAUUCUUGGCAAGAACCGUACCUCAGUUACCGGCCACUAGUCUGUAGUUCACUACCAGUAGCUACCUAGUCACCGGCCAGUGUUUCAGUGGAGAAUACAUAAAUUCUUGUUUGGAUAUUGAAUGGAGUGCUUGCCGUGGCAACAAGACGAGGUGGACCUGUCGCUGAGAUUGGAGCCGGCGGGCGGUGGAGGUGACGAGGUGGCACCGAUGGCGUACGUGGACGGCAAGGAGGUGCGGCUGUUCCCGUGCCUCUUCUGCGACAAGAAGUUCCUCAAAUCGCAGGCGCUCGGUGGCCACCAGAACGCGCACAAGAAGGAGCGCGUCGCAUCCUGGAACCCGCACGUGUAUUCCUGGGACGCCGGCGCCGUCCACUGGAGCGCAGGCCUCGGUGGUACCCCUGAAGCAUGCGUCCCCGUUGCUUCCCACGGCGGCUGCUCGGCCACGGGCACGACCAACCUUCGCCGCGGCGGGGCAGCAGUGCUGCCAAGGCAUUGCGCAGGCCGUGUGGAGGUGAUCGAUGUGGUUAACUCGACUGAGUGCUCCCGUGGUGCCGCCUCGUCAAGCACUGACUCCGGCGGAAAGAUACACCUCCAGCUAAGACUCUAAUCUAUGGGUUAUGGCCAUGUUUUCAAUUCCCCACGUGUUCAAGGCAAAUGCGGUGCAGGUAUUUGACGGCUUCUUUGGAACAAAUAAGGAUGCAAAUAAAAUGCAGGAAAAUAUUGUUACUGAUCAUGUUAUUUCUGUCAAUUCGAGCUAGCUCUACAUGUUUCUAUUGCAAUCUCCCGCUGUUCUCAUGUAUUUGUUGUGUAGUGUUCAGUGCAUUAUAUAUGUACCGAGUAUUCAGUCCUGAUAAAUAGGAUUAUUGUGCCUUUAGAACGAUGGUCCGCACAAUAUAUACCAGAACAUUCCCUAAUAUCCCCCUCAAGUCCAAGCAGGAUACAUAUUUGGAUGCUCGCAGUUACUCUUACAUAUAUACGGUGAAAAAGGAAAUAGCGAUUUUCUCAAAUUUAUCUCCAGUAUAAUUUCUUCUCGAACAUGAAAUCACUACAUAUC
Messenger RNA from Lolium perenne, 1150 nucleotides. RefSeq lists its product as uncharacterized. The record is from RefSeq and is a predicted model, not a curated record. Lineage: Eukaryota; Viridiplantae; Streptophyta; Magnoliopsida; Poales; Poaceae. Gene Ontology annotation, molecular function: DNA-binding transcription factor activity.